AUGGUGGGUGGAUUGUGUGGGGUGUUGGGGGUGAGGGUUGGGUGGGGUGGGUUGGGGUUUAGGGGUGUGGUGGGGGUGGGUGGGUUGGGGUGGGGGUGUGGGGGGUGGUGGUUUGAGGGGUUGUGUUUUGUAUGGGGUUGUGGUGUUGGGAGGGGGGAUGGGGGGUUGGGGGGUAGGGGGGGGGUGGGUUGGUGUGGUGGGGUUGGGUGGGGGGGGGGGAUGGGGGGUGGGGGGGGGUGGGUGGGGGGUGUUGUGGGUUUUUGGUUGUUGGGGGGUGUUGGUUGUGGUGGGGGGGGUGUUGGGGGGUGUUUGUGGUGUAUUGAUGGGUGGGUGGGUGUGGGUGUGGGGGUUGGGGUUUUGGGAUGGGGGGUUGUUUUAUGGGGGGGGGGGGGGGGGGUGGGGGGGGGUGGUGUGAGGGGGGGGGGGGGGGGGGUGGGGGGGUUUUGUGAGGUUGGUGGGGGGGGGGGGUGGGGGGUGGGGGGUUGGGUUGGGGGGGUGUGGGGGGGGGUUUUGGGGGGGUGUGUGUGGGGUGGGUUUAUGGGUGGUGGGGGUGGGUGGAUUGAGGGGGUUGGGGGGGGGUGGGGUUUUGGAGGUGGGUGGGUGUGGGGGUGUGUGUUUGGUGGGGGUUGGGGGGGGGGGGGGUGUUGUUGGUUUGUUGGGGUGUGGUAG
Knipowitschia caucasica is the source of this 669-nucleotide messenger RNA. The record is from the annotation of a GenBank genome assembly. NCBI's taxonomy places the organism in Eukaryota, Metazoa, Chordata, Actinopteri, Gobiiformes, Gobiidae.